Arachis stenosperma is the source of this 1902-nucleotide messenger RNA. RefSeq lists its product as uncharacterized. Gene Ontology annotation, biological process: protein histidyl modification to diphthamide. The coding region runs from base 263 to 1684 and encodes 473 amino acids. The transcript has 3 exons. The record is from RefSeq and is a predicted model, not a curated record. Gene Ontology annotation, molecular function: 2-(3-amino-3-carboxypropyl)histidine synthase activity. Lineage: Eukaryota; Viridiplantae; Streptophyta; Magnoliopsida; Fabales; Fabaceae.
AGCCACCGUCGCUGUCACAAGGUCCGUGGAAGUCACUCACCUGCACAGACCCGUGGUGCUAGCUUUCUGUUCGCACAACAAGCUUUCCUUUCAGCCGUCAAAAUCGCAGCCACCGCCAGCGCCAGUUGCCGUCGCGAGUGUCUUCCUGCCGGCGCCAGCUCUGUUCGACCCUUCUACCCCAGUCACUGUUCCUGUCGCCGCCAGCUCUGCAUUCUUCUCUGUCUUCCACUAACCCUAGAGAGAGAAGAAGGUUGAUUGGUCGAUGGAGGUGGAGCAACCUAAGCCAAAGCCAACGCCGAAGCGGUUUGUGAAGAACCAAAUCCCCGAUUCCAUCCUCAACGACGCAGCCCUCAACGCCGCCAUCUCCGUUCUCCCUCACAACUACAACUUCGAGGUCCACAAAUGCGUUUGGCGUGUUCUUUCCACCGGCGCCAAGCGCGUUGCCCUUCAGUUCCCCGAGGGCCUCCUCAUGUACUCCCUCCCUCUCUCCGACAUCCUCACUGCCUUCGCCGCCGUCGACCGCUGCUACGUUCUCGGUGACGUCACCUACGGCGCUUGUUGUGUCGACGACUUCUCCGCCGCUGCGCUCUCCGCCGACCUCCUCAUCCACUACGGCCACAGCUGCCUUGUCCCCAUCGAUUCCACCACCAUCCCCUGUCUCUACGUCUUCGUCGACAUCAAAAUCGACGUUUCCCAUUUGGUUGAUACCUUUAAAUUGAACCUCGAAUCUCGCGCCCAGAACCUUGUAUUAGCUGGUACUAUUCAGUUUGCAUCUGCAAUUAGGGCUGCGAAGCCGGAAUUGGAGAAAUCAGGGUUUAGUGUUUUGGUACCACAGUCCAAGCCUCUUUCGGCCGGUGAGGUUCUUGGCUGCACUGCUCCCAAGGUUUCAUUAAUGGAUUCGUUUAGUGAGAAUCCUGAGAAUAGCGUUUUGGUAUUUGUAGCUGAUGGAAGGUUUCAUCUUGAGGCGAUCAUGAUAGCUAAUCCUGGGAUUAAGGCUUUUAGGUAUGACCCUUACAUUGGAAAGUUGUUUCUGGAAGAGUAUGAUCACGUGGGAAUGAAGGAAUCUAGGAAAGGUGCGAUUUUGAGAGCGAGGGAGGAAGCUCGGAAUUGGGGUGUUGUUUUGGGGACUUUGGGUAGGCAAGGGAAUCCUAAGAUUCUGGAGAGAUUGGAAAAGAAUAUGAAGGAAAAAGGGUUCUUUUAUACUGUUUUCUUGAUGUCUGAGAUUAGCCCUGCAAGGAUUGCAUUGUUUGAGGACUCCGUGGAUGCUUGGAUUCAGAUUGCUUGUCCUCGGUUAUCGAUUGAUUGGGGUGAUGCUUUUGGGAAACCAGUGCUCAAUCCCUUCGAGGCAGAGAUCGCGUUGGGGGUGAUACCUGGCUGGUGGGAGAAGAAGAAAAAUGUGUUGGUGGCAAAGGUGCAGGAAGGUUGUGAAGAUGGUGGUGUAAGUUGCCAGAAGAGUGGUGAUUCUUCUUGUGAGUGUAGCUGGGGAGAAGAUGAAAAUGGAAAUGGAAAGAGCGAUUUUGGUGGUGAAUAUCCAAUGGACUAUUAUUCUCAAGAUGGUGGGGAGUGGAAUUCCUCUUAUGUGAAGAAGUCCUCUCGUCCUUGCAUUCAAGUUGCAAGGGUAAACUACAAUAUGGUGAGCAGACUAAUAAGAGUGAUGCUGAUGAAGGGCUUAAUGGUAAUAUGAGAUCAGGAUUCACUGAUAGCCCCGACAAAAUUAUUAUUACUCCUAAGACCUCUAAAAGAGGUUCCCAGCCUAAAGGGAUUUUCAAGAGUCCUCCUUGCCCGGCCAACCGCAUAGGGUUUAACUCUGUUCAGAGUUGCUCUAAGAGUGCCAUAGCAUUUUCACAGCAGCAGAUGCACGAUGUAGAAUGUUUGACAAUGAAACUCACAAAGGAAUUGAAG